GUGAUGCUAUUAAGAAUUCUUUCCCAAUCGAUAUUAGUAGUAAAGUGAUUAUUGAACAUUUCAGAUAUGAGAUUUGGAAGAAGAAGCAGAAUGCCUUUAGCAAUAUUGAUGAUAGUGAUUUGAAGCUAUGGAAGGUCUCUAUUCCUCCAAUAAUAAAAAACAACUUUAGCAAAUCUAAUACUUACAUUCAAGUAUUUGUACAACUGCUUGCAACUAUUAGUAAGUGUCUUACCUCUAGCAUGAGUGGCACAGAAAAAUUUUUGAGCAUGCCCAGAAGGCAUGCUCUUUAG
Messenger RNA from Cetraspora pellucida, 290 nucleotides. The record is from the annotation of a GenBank genome assembly. Lineage: Eukaryota; Fungi; Glomeromycota; Glomeromycetes; Diversisporales; Gigasporaceae.